Molecule: messenger RNA, 1484 nt
Organism: Drosophila takahashii
Lineage: Eukaryota; Metazoa; Arthropoda; Insecta; Diptera; Drosophilidae
Molecular function (GO): 2-oxoglutarate-dependent dioxygenase activity
Source: RefSeq, a predicted model, not a curated record
AAAUCGAUGUGAAAGUGGUUUAAAUUGACAAUAACAGGCAAUUUGUCCCUUAUCACAUGCUAACCACACAACCCACUUACGCUUUCGAGGAAGCCUGCGCACUAACAGAUAAUAAAAUUAUUGCCGGGCCAUCGCGUAAAAAGCCACGUUGAAAGAACAAAGCCAAGUUUCCAAUUCAGUAUAGAACUUAACUUGGCCAAAGGAACAUCGUCAGGAUGAAGCAAGGAAACUUAGAGCAGAGUCGCAGUAGACUAAAGCAGAUAUUGGAUGUCCAUAAACCAUAUUAUUUUAAUGGGACACUUCAGGACGCUUUACCAAAAAUAUGCAAAGGUUUCUUAUUCAGUGCAAAAAUGAUAAAGUGGAUAAAAAUAGUAUUUCUUAGCAUUUUAAUUUUAUUCUGUGUAAAAUUCUACUAUGAGGAAAUGCAAGGAAAGAAUUGUACUCUUUCUUUGCCACGCCCCCUGCGUUACGCCCUUCGACCGCCUGAAAGUUGUGAUUUUUGUGCGAAUAUUAAAAGUGUACCGCGUCUUGAAAAUGUUAGCCCACAGGAGUUUGAGAAGAACUUCGCCUAUAGCGCAGCCCCAGUUAUUGUUAGUGAUGCCACCAAAAAUUGGACCGCAAUUUCGCUAUUCAACUAUUGGUAUUUUCGCGACGUUUAUGCCAGGGCCAAGCAAAAGCAACACAUAAGGGAGUGUCAGUUUCUGCCUUAUAAAACAGGCUUCUUUGAUAUCUACGAGGCUUUGGACAUGCCCGAUGAUCGGGUUGAGCUUAGGCCAGGAGAACAGCCAUGGUACUUUGGUUGGAGCAAUUGUCAUGCGGAAACCGCUGAGGAAUUCCGGCGGCACUAUGGAAGACCCUAUUUUCUACCGGAGAGUUCUGAAAAUAAUGCUGUCGAUUGGUUUUUCAUUGGCACAUCUGGAUUGGGGGCACAAAUGCAUAUUGACAAUGUGAGAUUGCCAUCGUGGCAGGCUCAGCUGGCGGGCAGCAAGCGGUGGCUACUGGUCCCGCCUCCCGAGUGCUACCUGCAGUGCCAGCGAUUCGAUGUGGUGGUCCAGCAGGGCGACAUAAUUGUGCUGGACACGAACAAAUGGUACCACCAGACCUUUGUGCAGCCGGGAGCCAUCAGUCUGACCAUUGGAGCUGAGUACGACUAAAGUUAACCGGCUGCCGGCGGUUUUUCCUCGUGACAGGAAAUGGCUGCCUCGACGUCUCCAUUCAGCUUGGCCAGCGGACAAAUAUGGCCAACUGUUACUGUUACAGUAACAAACUUAACUUUAACAUUGCCAUAUUACUCUGCUUUAGCCAGCCGGUUUGUUAAUUAAAUGCCAAAAACACGCAAAUUUCUUAUGUCGGGCAGCUGGGGCUUCGCAGCCCGGGAAAAUCUAACCAAAAAUGGGGGCCACAGCCACUUCCUCGAAUGGUGCGACAUGUAAAACGCGUGUCAGGCGACAACGAUGCGUGUUAACAAUGCGUAAGUAUUAAGU